This is a messenger RNA of Ostertagia ostertagi, 348 nucleotides long. Lineage: Eukaryota; Metazoa; Nematoda; Chromadorea; Rhabditida; Trichostrongylidae. The record is from the annotation of a GenBank genome assembly.
GCAUACCCAUCGAUGGACAACUCCGAGAAUAUGGUGGAGGCGGAUACUGCAUGCUUUUACAAGGACCUACUUCCGAUUUGAUAGCCAAGCUUAAGAAAGCUUCAAGGACGGAACAAAUUGGAAUCAGAGCAAAGUCUUUGCUGAUUCAUACCACGCUGCAAACAAUCACGUCUGUGAUCGCAUAUUACCUCCGACAAGUAUACAUUGAUAAGGCGUUGGAGAACUUCGCUGCAACUAACGGCAACGUAUAUAUCAAUCUUGAACUGCAAAGGAAUGUAGAGCUUCUGUUCACGUUCUGCCUGGCCGGCGUCGUGUUCUUUGUUGCUUGCAAAAUGAUUAAGAUUUUAC